Manihot esculenta (cassava) is the source of this 1928-nucleotide messenger RNA. RefSeq names its product cytochrome P450 714C2. Gene Ontology annotation, molecular function: oxidoreductase activity, acting on paired donors, with incorporation or reduction of molecular oxygen; heme binding; monooxygenase activity. Lineage: Eukaryota; Viridiplantae; Streptophyta; Magnoliopsida; Malpighiales; Euphorbiaceae. The record is from RefSeq and is a predicted model, not a curated record. The coding region runs from base 54 to 1652 and encodes 532 amino acids. The transcript is spliced from 4 exons.
UACUACCUUUAUAAAUAACUCCUUGGCUUUAAUGAUAUUCUUGAACUAUAGCCAUGGAAUUUCAAUUGGACAAAAAGAUAGCAUUUCCAUUUUUGGUUAUCGUGUUUCUUGGAGUGGUAGUCAGACUUUACAAUGGAUUGGUUGCGAAACCAAACAGGCUUCGUUCCAUGUUGAAGAAGCAAGGCAUCAAUGGACCUCCACCUACUUUUCUUCUUGGAAAUAUAAGAGAGAUUAUGAAGAGUCUCUCCUCCAUUGAGAAGAACAAUGAUCCACCUCUCACCCAUAACUGUGCUGCUCUUACUUUUCCAUUUUUUGAGCAAUGGUUCAAGGAAUAUGGUCAAGUGUUUGUAUAUUCCCUGGGGAACUUACAAAUAGUAAACUUGCACCAACCUGAGUUGGUGAAAGAGUUCACAACGUGUGUAUCCUUGGACUUGGGGAAAACUUCGCUUCAACUUGAUGAUCUUGGUCCUUUGCUUGGUCAGGGGAUUGUAGCAUCAAAUGGAGCUUUCUGGUCACAUCAGAGGAAGAUUAUUGCUCCUGAAUUGUACAUGGAAAAGAUCAAGGUAUUUAUUAAUAGAAUCAACCAUCUUGUGGCCAAGUAUUUGAUAUUAAAGCUUUUGCAGGGAAUGGUGAACCUGAUAACUGAGUCUGCCAAUGCAUUGUUAAAUUCAUGGAAGAGCAUGAUUGAGAGAGAUGGUGGAAUGGCAGAUAUCAAAGUUGAUGAAGGCCUCGGAAGUUUCUCUGCAGAUGUUAUCUCAAGAGCUUGUUUUGGAAGCAAUUAUUACAAAGGAGAAAAGAUUUUCCUGAAACUAAAAGAUCUCCUGAAGGCUUCGUCCAAGAAAGAUCUAGCCGUUGGGAUUCCUGGAAUGAGAUAUCUCCCCACAAAAAGUAAUAGAGAAGCAUGGGCAUUAGAGAAAGAAAUCCGCAAUUUGAUACUGAAGGUAGUGAAGGAGAGACAAGAAGCUGCAGAUGAGAAGGAUUUAUUGCAGAUGAUCCUUGAAGGAGCCAAAAAUAGCAAUCUGAGUAGAGAAGAAACAGACAGAUUCAUAGUUGAUAAUUGCAAGAACGUAUACAUGGCUGGGUGGGAGACCACUACAGUUUCAGCUUCAUGGUGCCUCAUGUUGUUGGCAAUAAAUCAAGAAUGGCAGGAUCGUGUCCGUGCAGAAGUUCUGGAAAUUUGUGGAGGCAGCAUGCUAGAUUCUGAUAUGAUUCGCAAGAUGAAACUGCUUAACGCGGUGAUUCAUGAAACGCUGCGACUUUAUCCACCAGUCCCAGUGAUAGCAAGGGAGGCCUUAAAGGACAUGAAAUUAGGAAACAUUAAUGUUCCCAAAGGAGUGAACAUUUGGACCACAGUAUUGCUAUUGCAUACAGAUCCUGAGAUAUGGGGAUCAGAUUCUUACAAGUUCAACCCUGAGAGGUUUGCAAAUGGAAUAGCAGGCGUUUGCAAGUAUCCAUUCUUUUACAUGCCAUUUGGUGUCGGACCUCGGGUAUGUCUCGGACAGAACUUGGCCAUUGUUGAACUCAAGAUAGUGUUAGCUCUCAUUUUGUCCAACUUCUCUUUCACCAUCUCUCCUAGAUAUGUCCAUUCCCCUAUUUUUAACUUAGUCAUAAAACCAGAACAUGGAGUCAAUCUCUGGGUAAAGAAAUUAUAGACAAACAGGUUGAGAUGGGUUCGUUUUAAGAUAAAUUAAGAUCAUCAUGGUAGGGAAGCACAUGAGAUUUUUCAUUUGUCUAAUAAAUGGGGAGAUGGGGUCUCCCUAUUAAUAACUUUUUGGUAGAAUUUUAUGAGUUACAAAGAAACAGGAGAGAUGUCGUUCUUCCUCUCUCCAUAGCAUAUAAGCAUGUUAUGGAUAGAUAGAUUGUGUAAUAUUAUUGUUAUUGUUAUUAUUGAGCAAAUAUUACAUUAAAUUUAUUAUUUUCUUCCGUCA